Messenger RNA from Lodderomyces orthopsilosis Co 90-125, 2802 nucleotides. RefSeq lists its product as uncharacterized. The record is from RefSeq and is a predicted model, not a curated record. The coding region runs from base 1 to 2802 and encodes 933 amino acids. Lineage: Eukaryota; Fungi; Ascomycota; Pichiomycetes; Serinales; Debaryomycetaceae. The transcript has a single exon.
AUGAGUUUCUUUGUGGUCCCCCUGGUGUCUUACCAGACACAACAAAAGUUAAAAUCGCACAAGGAGAAGAAAAAGGCCAAAGAAAAGAAGAAAGAAGCGGAGAAAGAAUUGAAGAGGGAGGAACAUAGGCACGAAAGUGAUGCUAGCAGCAUAAUGUCAAAGAAAAAAAAGAAACCAGGUUGGGGGAUACUUCACAGGACAUCUACUAGCUCAAAAAUGUCCGCGGAUAUGAGAGAUGACACGGAAUACAAUGACGACGCAAAGUCACUCACGUCUGCGUAUACAACAAAUCCGCCAGUCUUGGCCCUGGACCCAGAGGUUGUUUCCGACGCUGAUGAUUGGGAGUCAUUAUAUCUGGACCAAGUGCUGAAGUCAAAACUGUUUACAAAUCUAGCGAAAGCAAGAUCUGAGGAGCCAGAGCUGAGACGAUUCAAUUUGGAUGAAGUUUUGAGCGAUGGUGAAGGAAAUGUCAAGGAUUCGAAAUUGCUAUCCAAACUGCAAUCUGAGCUGCUGGAGCUAACACCUGACUUUGAAAGUCCUUCGAGCUCACUGACCAACUUGGGUCAUUCUCAGUCAAUGUCGGGAGUUUCGCAAAGACGUGGGUUGCCAGAACAAGCAGAAAGAGAGGAGGAGAUAUCAACACUAAUAGCAAAUAACUAUGGAAAAACAAUGCGACCAGACGCAUUUAAACCACUUACUUCCCACAGUCAACAACAAUUACACCCACUGAACCCAAAAAUUGCAUCAACACCAGCAAUCUCCCCAUUGACUCCAAUAGUCCCAUCAGCAACAUUUCAUACAUCAAGCACCCUGUCAGUGCAAAAUACACGCCCACGUAUAAACUCCGCAUUCACAGCCACUUCCGCCCCUUCGGGCCAUUCACAACAAAGGUAUCCACUGAAUGCAGCAUUUCAUAGAAAUUCAUCCUUAUCGUCUAACAAUACAACCCAUUCACAACCUCCCAUGGGCACCAAAGAAUCCACAAGUAAGUUUAAAAAAUUACAUUUUCUCACAGGAAGCACAAAAAAGAAGGGGUCUUCAACUUCAUUACCUUCACUGCCGAGGGCAAACUCACCUCAUCAAUCACCCGGCUCGACUCAACCUACAGACUCCUACUUUCCCGAUGUAACAGGUCAAUCGCCAAACUCAACAAUUCCACCAUUUCAUACUGUAAUCGACUUGUCUUUGUUCAAUUCAUAUGAUGGAAUUAAACAAAAUUUACUCAAUCCGCAAUACCAAGUGUUUCGUUACAAUAAUUUCCUUUCAUUAAUGAGUGAAUACCACCCAAGCGAUGCUAUAUAUUUUGCCAAAAUUAGAAAUCAAUCAUUGUUGAAGUUUAUCGUGAGACAUAAACGAGCAAAAGCAGUGGUUGAUAAACAUGGAUACUUUGAUCAAGAAAAUUACCGUGACUUACACAGUACUGAGUGUAUUUUGGCUUACUUUUUGUAUCAUCAAAUAAGAAGUGAUUUACGAAGAUUUAUCAAAGUUGCAUCAAAGAAUCAUCAAUUAGCCAACCAUGAAGAGUUGAUACAUACAAAUUUUGUCAAUUAUGUUCGUUAUUUGGUACGAUUACCCGAUGUGGAUAAUAUUGAUAUCUUGAAUGAAGAAUUUAAGAAGCAUUAUGAGAAUAAACAAGUGUUUGAUAUAAUUUCAAACUCACUUUAUGCUUUAAAACAUGAUGUUUCCAGUGAUGUGUCGAAUGAGAAUAACAAAACAACAAAAGCUAAACUUCUAGUUGAGUGUGUAACCAAAGUGUCCUACGAGUACAUUCUUCUCGAGAAGUACAGAUUUGACAUGAUUUCAAAGUACAAUGUUAACCACUUGAUUACAAGAAGACCCUUGAUGGAGUUAUUCGGCCUUUACAAGACUAAUGUAACACUCAACCACAAAGAAAGUCUCAAGGUUUUGUUAUUCAAUGCAUCAAAUUCAGCCCAAUAUGGAUGGUAUCUUGCAAUAACUGUACCUUUUGUUAGGUUUGUUGAAACUAGCAUAUAUGCUGAAGAUAUGGGUGGGCUCCAAGAUUACAAUGUAUAUCAAAAAUUCGAACAAGCGACAAUCAAGACUGAUUUCACUAAAUCCGACAAUGAAUUGUAUGAUAACUCGACACGGAAAUUGAACUUGACUACAUUUCAAGAAUACAAUUCAAUGAGUAUGGAUAGUCUUGUUUCACUAAGUAAACAAACUGAGAAUAAUCUGCAAAAUUAUGCAAAUGUCGAUCGUCAAGAGAUCCCAGACCCCGCAAGUACAUUCAGUCAUAAACCAAGAAAUUUUGAAUACUAUAAUCAAAGCAUAGCUUCAAUCCCAUCCAAUUCGUUCAACCUAAUUCAAACUAGUGAUUUACCCUAUGAAAUUAAACGAGAAAACUACAAAACGAUAUUACAUGAAUUCCAUCGAAUCCUCAAACCUGGUGGUUCGUUAAUCACUGAUUCGAUACAUUUCGGAUCUAAAUCAACUAUUGACUUCUUACGUGAACAUACCAAGGGUAAUUUCCCUAAAGCUUGGAAUUAUAUUGAUUUUUCAGUAUCACAACAUUUUGAAGUUAUUCCCAAUUUUGUUGAAACUAUAUUGAUUGAAUUGAAUUCUAUUUUUGGUAAAGGAAAUGUUAAAUUUGGAAUAAGUCUAUUAUCUUCACUGUCGGAGGUGAAUUAUUUCUUGGCCAAGUUUGGUGGAUUGAAAUUGUUUGAAAUGAUUGGAAAAUUGGGUGAAUAUUGUAAUUAUUUUGAAGAUGAUGAAACUGUAAAGUCACAACAUGAAUCAAGUGUGCAUUUUUGUGUACAUAUUGAAGCUGUUAAAAGGACAUAA